Molecule: messenger RNA, 984 nt
Organism: Pygoscelis adeliae (Adelie penguin)
Lineage: Eukaryota; Metazoa; Chordata; Aves; Sphenisciformes; Spheniscidae
Gene: FCSK
Product: fucokinase
Exons: 10
Coding region: 1-984 (327 amino acids)
Biological process (GO): GDP-L-fucose salvage
Molecular function (GO): fucokinase activity
Source: RefSeq, a predicted model, not a curated record
AUGCCGGCACUGCGGUGCCGGCGGGUUUGGUACCCGGGUUUGGGCCGUGACUUCUCCUUUGACGACUGCGGCCGGGCCUUCCCCUGCCCGCCCGUGGCGGAGCCCGGCGCCCCGGCCGAAGCUCUGGUCUGCAACCUGGACAGCCUGCUGGGGACCAUGACGCACCGGCUCUGUGUGGGCUCCCCGCCUGGCGUGUGGGUCUGCAGCACCGACAUGCUCCUCACCGUGCCCUCGGCACCAGAGAUUGACUGGGACGGCUUCCAGGGCGUCAGAGUGAUCGCAGUGCCCGGGAGCCAGGCAUAUGCCAGGAACCACGGGGUCUACCUCGCCGACGAGCAGGGGCUGGUGCGCGACAUCAUCUACAAAGGCACGGAGGCCCAGAUCCGGCAGUGUGCGGGGCCCGACGGCACCGUCCCACUGGUCUGCGGGGUGGUUUUCUUCUCCUCGGAUGCCGCUGAGCAGCUUCUGGCCACCCAUGUCGUCCCUCCUCUGGAUGCCUGCACCUACAUGGGGCUGGACUCGGGUGCACCACCCAUCCAGCUCUCCCUUUUCUUCGACAUCGUGCUGUGCAUGGCAGGGGGGAUGACGGAGGAGGAUUUCGUGAAGGGUGGCGGUGACGCCAUCGUGAGGAGCGCCCGCUCCGUGCUGUGGACAGCUCUCCGCGUCUUCCCUCUUAGCAUGGCGUGCAUCCCCGACGCAUCCUACGACUACAUGACCACCUCUGCGAGCGACCAUAUCUGCAGCCUGACGCUCCUGCCUGGCUCUGCCAGCCACUUCCACUUCUGCAAAACAGCCCAUUCCCAUGUGGACCAGCCCUGGCUCCUGGAGGAUGGCUCUUCUCUCACCAACUGCCUUCUGGAAGGAGCCGUGCGGCUGGCGGCCGGCAGUGUCAUCCAGCACUGUCACCUCCAGAGCCCUGCCGACGAGGCCACCUACCUGAACGUUCCCUGGGCUGAGUUUUUACGUCGGACAGGCAUACGGUAA